Closterium sp. Yama58-4 is the source of this 2895-nucleotide messenger RNA. Lineage: Eukaryota; Viridiplantae; Streptophyta; Zygnematophyceae; Desmidiales; Closteriaceae. The record is from the annotation of a GenBank genome assembly.
AUGGCCCCGGAAUCUGACCUAGAUUGUGUGUUUGACUACAGGUGGUUGCAGGAGCAACUGAUUGUGGAGUUCACCGCGUUCAUUGAAGGCAAUAGCUCUAAGAACGACAAGAAACUGGUCCGCGACAUGAAAGCGCGGCUGGUGGGCUUGAAUCUCCAAUUUCUAGGGGGGUGUGGCGCAAUUCACGUAGGAGAGACGGUGGGGGAGGGGGGUGCGCCAGCAGAGAGGGUGACGAUAGAGGUAGACGUUGCAGGUACCGGGGAUGCAGAGGAGGUGCGCCGCAGCGCGCAUGAUACUAGGCCAGGACCAGACGUGCCGGACCGGGAAAUGGUAGAGGCAGCAAUGGCUGGGGCUGCAGAGAAGGCGAAUGCGAUGGCAGAGGAGUUCAGACGCAUAGAGGAGGUCAAUCGUCGUGUACGGGAGGAAGCUGCCAGGGCCAGGGCCGCAGAGGAGAAAAAACGAGGGGUGGAGGAACGGCAGAAGAGGGUAAGGGAGGAGGCGGAGGCGACACUACGCAGAGAGGAGGGGGCGCGGCGUGCGAGGGAGGCAGCGGAGAGGGCGAGGGUUGCAGAGGAGCUUUUGAGAGCGGAAGAGGAACAGCAGAGGGCAGAUUCUGCAAAGAGUGCGAGGGAGGAUGCAGAGGAGAUGGUUCGCAGAGAGGAAGAGACAAGGCGUGCAAGAGAGGCUGCACAGAGAGCGAAGGCUGCAGAGGAGCGGAUGAGAGCUGAUGAGGAACGGCAAAGGGAUGAGGCCGCAGAGAGGGCCAGGGUGGCAGAGGCCGCACUACGCAUAGAGGAGGAGGCGCGGCGUGCGAGGGAGGCUGCAGAGAGGGCAAGGAUUGCAAAGGAUCUUUUGAGAGCGGAGGAGGAACGGCAGAGGGCAGCUGCUUCAAAGAGGGCGAGGGAGGAGGCGGAUGCGAUGGUUCGCAGAGAGGAAGAGGUGCGGCUUGCAAGAGAGGCUGCAGAGAGAGCGAAGGCCGUAGAGGAGCGGAGGAGAGCUGGCGAGGAACGGCAAAGGGAGAGGGCCAGGGUGGAGGUAGAGGCCGCACUUCGCAGAGAGGAGGAGGCGCGGCGUGUGAGGGAGGCUGCAGAGAGGGCGAGGGUUGCAAAGGAGCUCUUGAGAGCGGAAGAUGAACGGCAGAGGGCAGAUGCCUCAAAGAGGGCGGGGGAGGAGGCAGAGGCGAUAGAUCGCAGAGAGGAAGAGGCGCGGCUAGCAAGAGAGGCUGCAGAGAGAGCGAAGGUUGUAGAGGAGCGGAGGAGAGCUGACGAGGAACGGCUAAGGGAGAGGACCAGGGUGGAGGCAGAGGCCAAACAACGCAGAGAGGAGGAGGCGCUGCGUGCGAGGGUAGCUGCAGAGAGGGCAAGGAUUGCAGAGGAUCUCUUGAGAGCGGAGGAGAGAGGAGGAGGCGCUGCGUGUGAGGGAAGCUGCAAAGAGGGCAAGGAUUGCAGAGGAUCUUUUGAGAGCGGAGGAGGAACGGCAGAGGGCAGAUGCCUCAAAGAGGGCGGGAAGGAGGCGGAGGCGAUAGUUCCCAGAGAGGAAGAGGCGCGGCUUGCAAGAGAGGCUUCAAAGAGAGCGAAGGCUGUAGAGGAGCGGAGGAGAGCUGACGAGGAACGACUAAGGGAGAGGGCCAGGGUAGAGGCAGAGGCCACACAACGCAAAGAGGAGGAGGCGCUGCGUGCGAGGGUAGCUGCAGAGGAUAUCUUGAGAGCGGAGGAGGAACGGCAGAGGGCAGAUGCUUCAAAGAGGGUGAGGGAGGAGGCGGAUGCAAUGGUUCGCAGAGAGGAAGAGGCGCGGCUUGCAAGAGAGGCUGCAGAGAGAGCGAAGGCCGUAGAGGAGCGGAGGAGAACCGACGAGGAACGGCAAAGGGAGAGGUCCAGGGUGGAGGCAGAGGCGGCACUACGCAGAGAGGAGGAGGCGCGGUGUGCGAAGGAGGCUGCAGAGAGGGCGAGGGUUGCAGAGGAGCUCUUGAAAGCGGAAGACGAACGACAGAGGGCACAUGCUUCAAAGAGGGCGAGGGAGGAGACAGAGGCGACAAUUCGUAGAGAGGAAGAGGCGCGGCUUGCAAGAGAGGCUGCAGAGAGAGCGAAGGCCAUAGAGGAGCGGAGGAGAACCGAUGAGGAACGGCAAAGGGAGAGGGCCAGGGUGGAGGUAGAGGUCACACAACGCAGAGAGGAGGCGGCGCGGUGUUUGAGGGAGGCUGCAGAGAGGGCGAGGGUUGCAGAAGGGCUCUUGAGAGCGGAAGAGGAACUGCAAAGGGCAGAGUCUGCAAAAAGAGGGAGGGAGGAUACAGAGGAGAUGGUUCGCAUAGAGGAAGAGGAGCGGCAUGCUAAACUGGCGGCGGAGAGAGCGAAGGAAGUAGAGGAGCGGAUGAAAGCGGAGGAGGAACGGCUGAUGGCAGAGGCGAUAUCACGUGAAAUGGAGGAUGAGCAUCGUGUAGUAGAGGCUGCAGAAAGAUCCAAGUCCGCGGAGGAUCAAAGGAGAGAGGAGGAUCAACAGCCUAGAGAAGCGAGUGCUGGGAGGAUGAUGGCGGAGGCAGAGGCAAAUAUUCGCAGAGAGGAGGAGGCUCAGCGUGCAAUAGAGGUGGCAGACAGGGCGAAGACUGUAGAAGAGCGGAAGACAGUGGAGGAGGAACGGCUGAGUGUUGAGGCGGCAGAGAGAAUGAGGAAUGAGGCAGAGGCGAGAUUACGAAGAGAGGAGGAGGCGCGGCAUGGAAGUGAGGAUGCAGAGAGGGCCAGGGCUGCAGAGGAUCUCUGCAGAGUUGAGCAUGAACGGCAGAUGGUAGAGGCUGCAGAGCGGUUGAAGGAGGAGGCAGAGGCGUUAGCUCGACUAGAGGAAAUAGAGCGGUGUAGAGUGGUGGUAGAGAGGGCCAUGGUUGAAGUAGAGGCGAUUCUAUAG